Molecule: messenger RNA, 1623 nt
Organism: Fusarium proliferatum ET1
Lineage: Eukaryota; Fungi; Ascomycota; Sordariomycetes; Hypocreales; Nectriaceae
Exons: 2
Coding region: 1-1623 (540 amino acids)
Biological process (GO): positive regulation of transcription by RNA polymerase II
Cellular component (GO): nucleus
Molecular function (GO): transcription cis-regulatory region binding; DNA-binding transcription factor activity, RNA polymerase II-specific; zinc ion binding
Source: RefSeq, a predicted model, not a curated record
AUGCCACCGCAGCGUCGAUCAUGGGUUGGUUGUGCGAGGUGUAAGAGCUUUAAAAAGAAGUGCAGUGAAGAGAGACCCUCGUGUCAGAGAUGUCAGACUGCUGGGGUCAAAUGCGAAUACGGGGUGAAGCUCCGCUGGGGAGGGAGGCCAUUUAAUCGGUCACCUUUUGGCGAUUGUUUGUCACAAAAUGAAGGCAACGUUCAAAGAUUAGAUUUGAACAAGAAAAACUUCAUCUAUGUUUCUCCUUCUACUCCCAGACCAGGCCCGCCAAAGGCUACAUCGCCUCCUCCAGAUCAGAAAGUCGAUGAGCCAGAGUGGAUACAAAAUUCUCCAUCAGAGGACUCGGAGUCUUCUCAACUUGUUGUCAGUCAGAGGCAAAUGCCAAUGUCUCCUCUAACCCCAUCCGUUGAGUUCUUCGGUCACCUAUCACCCUUGCAUCGAUCAGGCCUACAGUACUUCACCGAGAGGACCGUCAAAGUUCUUGCGCCACAUCCACAGAUCUUUGAUGAGCUAUGCGAACUCAUCUUGCCAAUGGCUGUCUUCAAUGAGCCCUUACUGCAGGGCAUUGUUGCACUGGCGGCCACUCACCGACUUGCGACUUGCAAAACCAGCGAGGAGCAGUCCUCGCAAGCGCUCAUCGUUGCUGGCUUUCAAGCUCUCAGCUCGAGAUCCCUUUGCCAGAAACUCUCCGAAUGUGAUGAAGAUCAACAACUCAUUCCCCUGCUGGCCGCAUCAAGAGCACUCUUCGUUUGCGAAGUCUUUGCCAGUGAGCCCAGCCCAGAUCGAUGGAGUGUUCACUUCCGUGGAGCGCGUGGGCUCAUUUCUCGAAUACACGAUAAAGGUCUUUCCCAGAACCCGACGGACGAAUUGCGAUUUUUACUCCGAUGGUUCGACAUGACCGAAUCGCUGGUCUGCCACUCAAUGACUGAACUCGCUCCACAACAGUCGACUAUCCCCUCGCCAACAACGCUCGCAUCAGACACAGAUGACGAGCCUGUGUAUAUCGAUAUGUAUCUCUCGCGUACAAAGGACCUCCUUGGAGUGUUCAAAGAGAUUGCACGACUACGCCGGAUCAACAAUGAUGGAACAGCGUCUGAGACUUCAUCGCAAGGCGGUCAAGUCGAGGCCGAGGUCUGGUGGCUCCUCAACUAUCUGCAGUCCAUAAUCGACCGAGAUCAAGCGAAUCCUCCGCCAGUUAUGUCAAUACGCGGUCGCGUUCUAUCUGUUGCCGAAGUCCACGAAUACCGGAUAUCGAAUCAGAUAUGGCAGCUCACCGGUCUGCUCCUCAUCCACCGGCGCUUACGCAAUGAGAGGAGGUCGUCACCUCUCGUGCAAAACCUUGUCAAGCAGAUUCUCGAGUGCGCAGAGCGUCUGACACUACGAGACGGACUCACACCAGUCACUCUUCUUACUCCGCCCUUGUUCUUUGCGGGAUGCGACGCACUUGGUGACGACAGGCCGAGGAUAAAGACUUCGUUGCAAGGCGUCUCAACUGCGCUUGGACUGUUAAAUACCCAGCGAGCAUUGGAAAUACUCGAACAGUAUUGGAAAACCGAUCCGGGUGUCGAUGAUGAUCUAGCCGAUCGGUCGUGGCCUAAGAUCAGUCAAUUUCUACCCUACUAA